This is a messenger RNA of Myotis lucifugus (little brown bat), 2662 nucleotides long. It is a transcript of the gene RUNX1T1, whose product is annotated as RUNX1 translocation partner 1. NCBI's taxonomy places the organism in Eukaryota, Metazoa, Chordata, Mammalia, Chiroptera, Vespertilionidae. Bases 51 to 1754 code for a protein of 567 amino acids. The record is from RefSeq and is a predicted model, not a curated record. Gene Ontology annotation, biological process: negative regulation of DNA-templated transcription; DNA-templated transcription. Gene Ontology annotation, cellular component: nucleus. Gene Ontology annotation, molecular function: transcription corepressor activity. The transcript has 11 exons.
AGUUUACCAAAAGAGACAAUGACCAAGAUCGGACUGAGAAACACUCCACGAUGCCAGACUCACCUGUGGAUGUGAAGACUCCGUCCAGGCUGACUCCUCCCACGAUGCCACCGCCCCCGACAACUCAAGGAGCCCCGAGAACCAGUUCAUUUACACCAACAACGUUAACUAAUGGCACAAGCCAUUCACCCACAGCCUUGAAUGGUGCCCCCUCGCCGCCCAAUGGCUUUAGCAAUGGGCCUUCCUCUUCUUCCUCUUCUUCUCUGGCUAAUCAACAGCUGCCCCCAGCCUGUGGCGCCAGGCAACUCAGUAAACUGAAACGGUUCCUUACUACCCUGCAGCAGUUUGGCAAUGACAUUUCACCAGAGAUAGGAGAGAGAGUCCGCACCCUCGUCCUAGGACUGGUGAACUCUACUUUGACAAUUGAAGAAUUUCAUUCCAAACUGCAAGAAGCUACUAACUUCCCACUGCGACCUUUCGUCAUCCCGUUCUUGAAGGCGAACCUGCCCCUGCUGCAGCGCGAGCUCCUGCACUGCGCGAGGCUGGCCAAGCAGAACCCUGCCCAGUACCUCGCCCAGCACGAGCAGCUGCUCCUGGACGCCAGCACCACCUCCCCUGUGGACUCCUCCGAGCUGCUCCUCGACGUGAACGAGAACGGGAAGAGGCGGACUCCAGACAGAACCAAAGAAAAUGGCUUUGACAGAGAGCCUUUGCACUCAGAACAUCCAAGCAAGCGGCCAUGCACCAUUAGCCCCGGCCAGCGGUACAGUCCAAAUAACGGCUUGUCCUACCAGCCCAAUGGCCUGCCUCACCCCACCCCACCUCCACCUCAGCAUUACCGUUUGGAUGAUAUGGCCAUUGCCCACCACUACAGGGACUCCUAUCGACACCCCAGCCACAGGGACCUCAGGGACAGAAACAGACCUAUGGGGUUGCAUGGCACACGUCAAGAAGAAAUGAUUGAUCACAGGCUAACUGACAGAGAAUGGGCAGAGGAAUGGAAACAUCUUGACCAUCUGUUAAACUGCAUCAUGGACAUGGUGGAGAAAACCCGGCGCUCUCUCACCGUGCUGAGGCGGUGUCAGGAGGCGGACCGAGAGGAGCUGAAUUACUGGAUCCGGCGGUACAGUGACGCCGAGGACUUGAAAAAGGGCGGCAGCAGUAGCAGCAGCCACUCCCGGCAGCAGAGCCCCGUCAACCCGGACCCCGUGGCAUUAGAUGCACAUCGGGAAUUCCUUCACAGGCCUGCUUCUGGAUAUGUGCCAGAGGAGAUCUGGAAGAAAGCUGAGGAGGCCGUCAACGAGGUGAAGCGCCAGGCCAUGACCGAGCUGCAGAAGGCCGUGUCCGAGGCCGAGCGCAAAGCCCACGACAUGAUCACCACCGAGCGGGCCAAGAUGGAGCGCACGGUGGCCGAGGCCAAGCGGCAGGCGGCGGAGGACGCGCUGGCCGUCAUCAAUCAGCAGGAGGACUCCAGCGAGAGUUGCUGGAACUGUGGCCGUAAAGCGAGUGAGACCUGCAGCGGCUGCAACACGGCUCGAUACUGCGGCUCGUUUUGCCAGCACAAAGACUGGGAAAAGCACCACCACAUCUGUGGACAGACCCUGCAGGCCCAGCCGCAGGGGGACACGCCCGCCGUCAGCUCCUCGGUCACGCCCAGCAGCGGGGCCGGGAGCCCGAUGGACACCCCACCAGCAGCCACCCCGAGGUCAACCACCCCGGGGACCCCGUCCACCAUAGAGACAACCCCUCGCUAGAUGUGAACUCCGAACUGUCCAAGGAAACACAACACAACCAACACGAAACCAAUUCUUCAUCCUCAGACGCUCGAAGUUCUUUUUGUUUGUUUGUUUGUGUGUAGGUGAACUUUCCUAUUGCAGUCCUUGAGCAAGAGAGAAACCUCCCCGGUAGGAAGACAGAGGGCCAGUCACGGGUCGUCAGGACUUAUUGUGGAUAACAAAGAGAAUCUCCUCCUUAGAGAACUGAAAAGAGAGCAGAGAAUAUAACAUGAAAUGAUAGAUUUGACCUCCUCCCUGUUAUUCGCCAGUAGCUGGGAUUUUAAACUAGAUGACCUCAUUAACCGAUGCUUUACCAAACAGCAAACCAAGAGAUUGCUAAUUGCUGUUGAAAGCAAAAUGCUAAGAUUAAGACACAGUGUUCCUGAUAUACAAUAAUGGGGGGGAAAAGAAGGAAAAAAAAAAGAGGAAAACCCUCCAGGGCAUGAGCAUUGGCUACAGUGGUAGACGUUUUAACAAGAAGAUGAAUGGCAUCCAUGGGUUGCUAACUGAACUCUGAAGACCCGCUACAAAACACACAUAUGUGCAGCAUAUUGGAAGGAGAAACAGAUGUUCGUUUUCCCCUCCCACCCCCCAGUUUCUGAAAAGAAAUAAUAUCCAGGUCAACAGAAUGAAAAAUGAAAGCUGAUUUGCAGUGGGAUGUAUGGAUACAGCAGCAAGAGAAAAAAAAAAAAAAAGCCCUAAUACAAAAAGCUCCUUUACACACACACACACACACACACACACACACACACACACACACACGUUAAGAGAUUCAGCCUGCAGUUAAUUAGCAUUCUGGCAGCUCUGACAUCAGCCGGCUGCCCUAACUAACCCAUUCCACGUUUAUUCACUUUUUCGAGAUUCCACAGAACAAGACACUGGGUCCG